AUGCCCGGUAUUAAGGAGUUCCUGACAGGUCUCAUUGAUGUCGUCUUGGAACGUCUGUCUGCCAUUUGGAUCGCCGUGUCAAGCACUGAGAAAGCAACAAUUCCGAACGUUUUCCGAAAAACGGUACUUCCACGGCUGACGAAGGUGAAGGUACCUGUGCAUGCUCUGAUCACACAGUCAUAUGGACCUCUUCCAUCUUCCAUUGUUAAGGAUCUGGACGAAGAGAGCUCCUUUGAACAUCUACUCCUCCUCCCGAGGUUCCGGUAUGGGAGGAGGAAGCAGUAG
Molecule: messenger RNA, 285 nt
Organism: Darwinula stevensoni
Lineage: Eukaryota; Metazoa; Arthropoda; Ostracoda; Podocopida; Darwinulidae
Source: the annotation of a GenBank genome assembly